GAAGGCUUUGGAUGCAUGAUUCGCUCCAAGAAAUGGGUCGGCAAAUUGUACUCCGAGAAUUUCCUGAUGAGCCUGGCUGGUGCAGCAGGUUGUGGUUUCGUGAAGAUGCCAAUCAUGUCUUGAGCAAAAAUACUGGAACAGAGGCAAUAGAAGGCAUAGUUUUGCACCCAUCUGAUCCAGGGGUACAGGUGCAUGCAAAUGCUAAAUCCUUUUCAAAGAUGGUGAAACUAAGAUACCUCAAGAUUAGUAAUGUGCGCCUUUAUAAUGGACUUGAAGAUCUUCCCAAUAGCUUACGCAUUCUUAAAUGGACGGGGUAUCCUUUAACAUAUUUCCCAUCACAUUUCAACCCAGAGAAGCUACUAGAACUCAAAAUGUGUCAUAGUUGCAUAAAACAUUUUCGGAUGGGAACAAAACCUUUACACAAUUUGAAAACCAUCAAACUCAGUCACUCUCUGAAUCUUGUCAGCACGCCAAACUUUAAAGGAAGGUGAUGGUGGUCUCAAGUUGUCCUUUGGCUUUUUAGCUUUGUUUGGACUUUGAUUCUCUGAAUGUUUGGCUUUCAAGCUUCUGGACUCCAUCUCGGUCUCCACACCAUGCGUUGGUUUUGGUCUUCAUCCACUCUGCUUUGUUAUUGGCUUCACUUGCAUCACCAAUCCCAUUAAUUGGUGUGUGUGGGGUGACCUUAUGAUGCAAGUGAAGCCAAUAACAAACAAGAGUGCCUUGUAGCCUUAGUCAAUGUUCAAAUCUGAUUUGAUAUUUUGGUUUUGGGUGGAAGAAUACUGUGAUCUUUCUCUUAAUAUGGUCCAUACGUACUGGAACAGAGCAAUAUCCAGAGUAGAAAAAAGAACAACUAGUUUUCUAUUUUAUUUUGUUUUUAAUUUUCUGUGGAUCAGAGCAGCACAUGCUCUCAGUUGUAAGCUGUGCCGAGACAGAGUCAAAGUCUUAGUCAGAGAGCAUUUGGAGGGAUCAAUUCACGUCGGUCAAGCUUUUCCCUGGAAGGUGUGCCUUCAGCAAGGUUUAGACUUUAAGAUGACAAGCCCUUACCCUACUGGGCCACUUGCACUUCCUCCUCAACCAUUGACUUCUUCACCAAAUACCAGAGUUCUAUUGAGCCACUCGCACUUGACAUGUAAUUUCAUAUUUUGGUUUUGGGUGGAAGAAUCAUCUGCUCAAAUAAUUGAGGUGGUAUUUUGAUCUUUCUCUUAAUAUGGUCCAUCUUGGAACAGAGCAAUAUCCUGAGCAGAAAAAAUAAAUAAAUAAAAGAGCAACUAGUUUUCAUUUUA
Messenger RNA from Prunus avium (sweet cherry), 1283 nucleotides. NCBI's taxonomy places the organism in Eukaryota, Viridiplantae, Streptophyta, Magnoliopsida, Rosales, Rosaceae. The record is from RefSeq and is a predicted model, not a curated record.